AUGAAUCGAGUUGAGGAGUUCCAUAUUUUCCGUUUUUGCAGAUUUAUUAAAUAUACAGAUCCAACCGGAGAGGUCAAAUAUGUUUCUAUCUUUGGUGACAAACGUGAUACGUCGGAAAAUGAGUAUAGAUCCGAACUCAAUAAAUAUCUUCACAUCUAUGAGAGACCUCAACUAAAAGUCGAAUUUCUAUUCGUGGGUGAGCAAUUCUUGAAAGAUCAACCCCCAUCAAACUUGGAUCCAGAUGUUAAGAAGUUUCUCACGUUUAUACUGCGCGCUUAUAUGCCGUUCGGUGUAUUAAGCAUGGAUGUUUUUCCUGAAGCUGACCACAUUCUUGAGCAAUGUAAUGAUGUCAAUAAAGAGGAAGAAAUCAAUAAAUUAGACGAUUUGAUUCCAAAAAACUUUGUACCCAGAGAUAAAAUUGCAAAAAGAGAGAUGUUAGAUCGAUUAAAGCGUAUAACCGAAACACUUCUGACAGGAAUAAGACAAGGAUUGGAUAUUAAUUGUGAGAAUCGUGUUAAUGCCUUGGAAUAUUUUUACAGUAGUUAUCUUGAUAUCACUUUGACCUCAGUUCCCCAUCAUGAUGAAGAAUACAAUCGCAUGAAGGAAUUGAUCAAUAUAGAAGAUACUUACGGAUAUGUCAUUGAACAUAUUUUUAAAGUGAAGCAAAAAAAUGGAAAUGAAAUGGGAAACGUAGCAGCAACGGACGGAACAAAACAAUUGUUUCACGGAACAUAUCCCAACAACAUUUUGGGCAUCUUGAAAGAAGGUUUGCAUAAAAAUUCAGAUCUUCCUCAUGUUAAGGGAGUUGAUCCUUCAAAUAGAGAAAAUGGGGAUGGGAUCUACUUCACAGAUUCACCCAGAGCUGCUUUAGGCCGAUUCAGGAAUCAUUUAAAUGAUAAAGAGCAUUUUCCUGAAGUAACUAUUUUCUAUUGUACUGUUGCUUCUGCAGAGGAAUGUUACAACCGCAAUGAAAAAGAAUAUGUUGCGAGGAAAAAGGAACACGUGAAAAUUGAUUAUGUUAUAAAGUUGAUAGAACCACAAGAGCAACAGAAAAAAUUUAUCAACACUCUUUAG
This is a messenger RNA of Sitodiplosis mosellana (orange wheat blossom midge), 1074 nucleotides long. RefSeq lists its product as uncharacterized. The record is from RefSeq and is a predicted model, not a curated record. The coding region runs from base 1 to 1074 and encodes 357 amino acids. Gene Ontology annotation, molecular function: NAD+ poly-ADP-ribosyltransferase activity. Lineage: Eukaryota; Metazoa; Arthropoda; Insecta; Diptera; Cecidomyiidae. The transcript has 2 exons.